UGUUAUUCGUCGAUAGAUUUCCCUCAUCGCUAAGAUAUAUUCCGUGCUGGGCAACGAUACUUUCAAGUUUCAUUGAAUCAGUUGUAACGGAUACUGCACGUAUUGUUCCAAUAGGCAAUCACAUUUCCGUAUUUAUCCCUGUAUCAGAGACGGAACAGAAAACAAAAUUUAUGGAUGCUACCAUGCAAACAUCACCCGAAAUGGAACUUAGCACGUCAAUGAUAGCUCGUCAAUUGCGUGAUAUGGCUGACAGAUUUGAGUACCAUUACAUGAAGGAAGAACAGUGCUCCUUAUGUACACCUGUGCCAUCGCAGUGGAAGUUGCGAAAUCUGUCGUUCCCAAUUUUCAUCGCAUUUGCUACAAAGAACUUUCUCAACGCUGUGUUGAAACGAAUAUUCGAGCGAUUUUAUCUGAGAAAAAAGUGA
Cercopithifilaria johnstoni is the source of this 425-nucleotide messenger RNA. Lineage: Eukaryota; Metazoa; Nematoda; Chromadorea; Rhabditida; Onchocercidae. The record is from the annotation of a GenBank genome assembly.